UGAGACCAAGACAGCGCCGGGCAGCUGUUGAAGUCAUGUGGGCUGUGCCGACUUCAUUGCUUGAACGCGGGAAGCUCAAACUGCACUUCUGAUUUCAAGUCGGUCGGGUAUCACGCCCCAAGACCCAACAACAAACCCACCGACCUGCGCAUUCGUCAGCUUAGAAAAACAGGGCUUAGCUCUCCUAUCGCACGGCUUCCGACAUAGCUUGAACCGAGGCUACAUGUGGGACUGGCUCGGACCGUCACAUCCUGUCUCAGGGACCCCAAGACUAUAACGGGGCCCUCAAUAACCUGUUGCGAAACCACGCCAAAGAUCGUGACAGACUUUUGGAAGAAAAAUAGCCUAUAAUUGACCCGUCGGGACGGUUCUGCUCCCCGACAACUUGCCCAUCACCUCAGUCGACUGUUCUCGUGAGCAGCUUAAAUCUUGCAACAUGCCCUCCACAUACACCACUGGGCCAACGCCUCUGCGCAUGAUGCAGAAACCACCCUACACAGUUGAAGCAUCAGGCUAUCAGCCAGUCGAGGGCGAAACCAUUCCUCGUCGCCAUCCCAAAGCCAAGGAUGGCCUGGUCGAGCGGCCAGCGCCCGACGUCCACACAACCUUCGACUUGCUCAGACGAAGUGUCGAGCACUACGGCAAUGAGCCCGCCGUUGGGAGCCGAAAGCUGAUUCGCAUCCACAAGGAAAAGAAGAAGGUGCCCAAGGUAGUCGACGGUCGCACCACCGAGAUCGAAAAGGAAUGGACCUACUACGAGCUCUCCAACUACACGUACAUGACGUAUCAGGACUACUUCAACCUGGUUCUGCAGGUGGGCGCCGGCCUGAGGAAGCUGGGGCUUUCAGCAGGAAACAGGUUGCACCUGUUUGCAACCACAACUGCGCAAUGGCUGACGAUGGCUCAUGCUUGCUCCUCGCAGUCCAUGACCAUUGUGACCGCAUACGAUACCCUCGGCGAGAGCGGCGUUGAGCACUCGCUGGCCCAGAGCAAAGCCAACGCCAUGUUCGUCGACCCACACCUGUUUAAGACCAUCAGGAAUCCACUCAAGAAGGCAGAUACGGUCAAGAUCGUCAUCUACAACGAAGCCACCCAUCUGCCCGUUUCAGAUGCUGAAAUCGAGCAGUUCAAGUGUGCCCAUCCCGAUCUGACCAUCCUCUCCUUCGAGGAACUCCGGGCGCUCGGCGAGCAGAACCCGACCGAGCCGGUCCCACCAGCGCCCGAGGAUAUGUAUUGCAUCAUGUAUACCUCGGGCAGCACCGGCCCGCCGAAAGGGGUCCCAGUCAGCCAUGCCGGCUUCGUCGCCGCCGUCGCAGGUCUGCACAGCGUCGUGGAAGAAACCGUCACCCACCGCGAGUACGUCCUCGCCUACCUUCCCCUCGCCCACAUCUUUGAGCUCGUCCUCGAAAAUCUUGUCAUCUUUAUCGGCGCCACGCUCGGCUACGGCAGCCCCCGCACCCUCUCCGACACAAGUAUGCGCAACUGCCACGGCGACAUGCGGACGUUUGCCCCCACAGUCAUGGUCGGCGUGCCCCAAAUUUGGGAAACCGUCAAGAAGGGUAUCGAGAGCAAAGUCUCGUCCUCAGGCUUCGCCACCCGCGCCCUCUUCUCCGCGGCCUUGAUCCUCAAAUCCUUCCUCGUCCGAAACUCUCUUCCCGGCGCCGGCCUGCUCGACGCAACCGUCUUCUCCAAAGUCCGCCAGAUGACCGGUGGCCGCCUGCGCUUCAUUGUCAACGGCGCCUCGGGUAUCGCAAGCCCAACCCUCCAGUUCAUGUCCAUGGCCGUGGCGCCCAUGAUCAACGGCUACGGCCUGACCGAAACCUGCGGCAACGGCGCGCUCGGCUGUCCCUUGCAGUGGACCCCCGGCCCCGCCAUCGGACCCAUCCCUGCCGCCAUUGAAAUCAAGCUCGUCUCCCUUUCGGAACUAAACUACUCGGCUUCGUCGACACCACCACAGGGCGAGAUCCUCAUCCGUGGCGCGCCAGUGCUAAAGGCCUACUUCGAGAACCCAGACGAAACAGCCAAGGCGAUAACGUCCGAUGGCUGGUUCCGCACGGGAGAUAUUGGCGAGUUUGACGCCUCGGGCCACCUUGCCGUCAUCGACCGCGUCAAGAAUCUCGUCAAGCUCCAGGGCGGCGAGUACAUUGCCUUGGAAAAGCUCGAGGCUAUCUACCGUGGGGCGGGGUACGUGCAAAAUAUCAUGGUACACGGCGAUAGUUCUUCCGCCAGGCCGGUCGCGAUUGUGGUUGCCAACGAGAAGGCGCUGGCGGGGAAAGCGAAGGAACUGGGCGUCGAGGAGCCUGCCAUGCAUGGUGAUAAGAGAGUGAAGGGCGCCGUGCUGAAGGCGCUGCAGGAUCUGGCGAGGAAGGAAGGGUUGAGUCCCAUGGAGACCGUGGCUGGGGUUGUGCUUGUGGAGGAGGAGUGGACGCCUGCGAAUGGGCUCGUGACGGCGACGCAAAAAGUCAAUCGCAAGGCCAUCAGGGAAAAGUACGCCAAGGAGAUCAAGGACUGCGUGGAGGGGAAGUGAGCUUGUGGAAACUGGG
This is a messenger RNA of Parathielavia appendiculata, 2543 nucleotides long. RefSeq names its product acetyl-CoA synthetase-like protein. The record is from RefSeq and is a predicted model, not a curated record. Bases 437 to 2527 code for a protein of 696 amino acids. Gene Ontology annotation, cellular component: lipid droplet; endoplasmic reticulum; plasma membrane. NCBI's taxonomy places the organism in Eukaryota, Fungi, Ascomycota, Sordariomycetes, Sordariales, Chaetomiaceae. Gene Ontology annotation, molecular function: long-chain fatty acid-CoA ligase activity. The transcript has 3 exons. Gene Ontology annotation, biological process: long-chain fatty acid metabolic process; long-chain fatty-acyl-CoA metabolic process.